Molecule: messenger RNA, 1191 nt
Organism: Eutrema salsugineum
Lineage: Eukaryota; Viridiplantae; Streptophyta; Magnoliopsida; Brassicales; Brassicaceae
Product: probable beta-1,3-galactosyltransferase 5
Exons: 11
Coding region: 1-1191 (396 amino acids)
Cellular component (GO): Golgi membrane
Molecular function (GO): beta-1,3-galactosyltransferase activity
Source: RefSeq, a predicted model, not a curated record
AUGAAACCCAAAGUCUCCAAGAGACUAACACUAACAUGGGUUCCUCUUCUCUGCAUCUCCUGCUUUUUCCUCGGAGCAAUUUUUACCUCCAGAUUUCGAGGGCCAUCGUCGGAUUCCGGUGGCCAACUCUUUUUACAGCACCGGCGUGAUCAGGAACUUAAGAUAGCUUCCAAAGAUUAUGCUCAUGAGAAAAAAAAAUCACAAGAAAAAGAUGUAAUGGAAGAGGUUUUGAAAACCCAUAAAGCAAUAGAGGAUCAUAGGUCGUUGGAUAAGUCAGUUUCAAUGCUUCAGAGACAGCUCUCGCGUACACAGAGCUCUCAAAAGAUUGUUGAUGUCUCAACAACCAAUUCUUCAACAAAAGGAAACCAACGGAAGAAAGUUUUCAUGGUGAUUGGUAUCAAUACUGCAUUCAGCAGUAGAAAACGGCGUGAUUCGCUUAGAGAGACUUGGAUGCCUCAGGGACAAAAGCUUGAGAAAUUGGAAAAAGAGAAAGGAAUUGUCGUCAAAUUCAUGAUUGGUCACAGUUCGACACCAAAUAGUAUACUGGAUAAGGAAAUUGAUUCAGAAGAUGCUCAAUACAAAGAUUUCUUUAGGCUGGACCAUGUCGAAGGAUAUUACAAACUGUCCGCAAAGACCAAAAUCUUCUUUUCCAGUGCAGUUGCAAAGUGGGAUGCUGAGUUUUACGUAAAGAUUGAUGAUGAUGUUCAUGUCAAUCUUGGUAUGCUUGCUUCCACAUUAGCUAGUCAUCGUCAUAAGCCGAGGGUCUACAUUGGAUGUAUGAAAUCCGGACCUGUUCUCACUAAAAAAACGGCCAAGUAUCGUGAACCCGAGUUUUGGAAAUUUGGAGAGGAAGGUAACAAAUAUUUUCGACAUGCUACAGGACAGAUUUAUGCCAUCUCAAAGGAUCUUGCUAAAUACAUAUCUACUAAUCAGCCAAUUUUGCACAAGUAUGCAAAUGAAGAUGUGACACUCGGGUCAUGGUUCAUCGGUCUUGAGGUUGAGCAAAUCGAUGACCGUAAUUUCUGUUGUGGUACUCCUCCAGACUGUGAAAUGAAGGCAGAGGCUGGAGAAGUAUGUGUAGCGUCAUUUGAUUGGAAGUGCAGUGGGAUAUGCAAAUCAGUCGAUAGAAUGUGGAUGGUUCAUGCGAUGUGUGGUGAAGGUAACAAAGCUGUGUGGGAUGCGAAUUUAUAA